AUGGGUAAAUCGCGGGACAGGGACUACGACCGCAACGUUCAGCCCUAUUGGUUCAGACCAGUGGUCGACCGAAACCUCACCCAAUCAGCCAUAUUGAAGGACUGGCCGCUCCAGUUGUACCAAAACAACCGAUUCAAGCAGUGCUCGUAUAUGAUUGGCUUCACCAGAGAUGAGGGUUCACUGGAGUACUACCUUCAGAAGGAAAGGGCGGACAGUCGACAGACUAAUGAGGAAAAGAUUGCUUUCCUUAUCAGGCCUUUCCUUAAGGAGUGGGCCUCUGAGGACAUCAUCGCGUCGGCCAUUAAUUACCAGUACUUUAGCCGUAAUUUCAGUCGUACGGCCACUAAUACACAGUUUGCUAAUGCAUUGCAAAAUACCCGCAAUAAUGGACCCCUAAAUGCUAUUAGGAAUAACCUACCUUACCAAAAUACAGGGUUAAAUAGUUACCAGAAUAAUUAUCAGAAUGGCGGAAUCGAGUACCAGAAUGAUAAGACUUUGGUUGAGCUUUUGGGAGACUUUCUAUACAUCGCGCCGUCCGACUACGUGGCGCGCCUACACUCCCAGGGAGGCGGUAAGGUCUGGCUGUUUGCCUUUGAAUACGAGGGCACUCGUAGUUUCGGACCCAUACAGAAAAACGCACAGCACAUCUCCAAACAAACUUAUGGUGUGUCCCAUAUGGAUGACCUAUUCUACGCCUGGAUCACCGAAUACAUACGCGACAGCCCGGCCGCCGAGAGAUCCCUAUCCAACACAUAUGCCAAACAAUUCUACGUAUUCACCCGAUUGGGACAAAUACCAUCCGGGUAUAUGAGUUUCUACUCGUGGCAACAGUACACCUCUCAUAACCCCUCGUACCUCCAGUAUCAAUGGCGUACCGGACAGUAUACACCUGUAUUUAGAUAUGCAAAUACGCCUAACGAGGGCUACCGGACCAGUCAGGCAGACUUUUUCAACCAGUUCAUUAUGCCGUUGCAGGAUAAGACUAAGAUAUAUCCCAGUCCCUUCCCGUACUCCGAGUUUAAGGGAUACCGGGCCGCCACGUGGUCUCUCAUGGGUUUCGCUAUAUUACUGCUCAUCCUAUUGAUCGCCAUUUUAGCC
Messenger RNA from Oppiella nova, 1098 nucleotides. NCBI's taxonomy places the organism in Eukaryota, Metazoa, Arthropoda, Arachnida, Sarcoptiformes, Oppiidae. The record is from the annotation of a GenBank genome assembly.